Messenger RNA from Myxocyprinus asiaticus (Chinese sucker), 3707 nucleotides. RefSeq names its product myosin light chain kinase 3 (gene mylk3). The transcript is spliced from 13 exons. The coding region runs from base 160 to 2742 and encodes 860 amino acids. NCBI's taxonomy places the organism in Eukaryota, Metazoa, Chordata, Actinopteri, Cypriniformes, Catostomidae. Gene Ontology annotation, cellular component: cytoplasm; nucleus. The record is from RefSeq and is a predicted model, not a curated record. Gene Ontology annotation, biological process: protein phosphorylation; intracellular signal transduction; positive regulation of apoptotic process. Gene Ontology annotation, molecular function: protein serine/threonine kinase activity; ATP binding.
CACACAAUACCUCAGACAAGCGUUGAGACUGGGGUUGGGGGGGGGUUGGAAGAACUUUAUAGUUGCUUAUGCACUCUUGUUCAGUGUGACAAAGGGAUUACUGGGGCUUCCUCUUUUUCCACUUUUUUCUUACCCCCAUGCCACUGACCUGAGUGUGACAUGAGUAAACAGGAGACUCUGGCAACCUGUAUUGCCAGGAUGUAUGAAGGUGGCAGGCUGGAGAACUCUGGAAUGCCAUCAGGAACAAUCAAGAAGUCGAGCUGUACUCUGAUAGGCAGUCUGAGCAAAGUGGAGGUCAAGCUGAAUGUCCUGGAGGGGAAAGUGGAACAAAUUGAAUGUACCCAGACGGAGGUGCUCCAAAAGUUGAGCUCGCUGUGUCACGGGAUGGAAUCAUUAGAGAGAAGCCUUAUGCAAAACAAGCAGGGCAGUCAAGAAUCAAAUCCAGUCAAAAAUGGCCAAGUAGAGGGCAACAAGCUCCCCUUGCUAACUGAGGUCAGAUCGCUUUGUGGAGAGACUGUGGAUCUGCUUCAUAAUCUCAAGCAGGAGAGUCAACAGCAGAGGAAGAAAAUCGAUCGUAUCGAAAGUUCUCUGUCCAUAAUGGAUAAAGUACUAGGGUAUGUGGGAGAUGCUUUCCGCAACUCAAAGAUAAUGGAGUUUAUCUUGAAUGGUGUGGUGCCAUGGAGGAAGCAAGGCCUUCUGGACAUUGUAGAGGAAGAGAAAAACAAACCAGAUGACAACAGUGUUAAGCCAAAAGACAGUGUGUGCCACCAGAGCACACAGACUUCAGAGGAGAUUAAGGAAGUUUCAGCUGAGACUAAAUUCCAGCAGCCAGAGGUCACUACUUCCACUGUCCUCAGUCGACUUUCUCCUGAACCCCUGACAGGUUCAACUGAACCUCUGCGCACUGUAAGCGGAGGAGAAGGGUCCAACAAAGCCUUACGUAAGGCCAAGGAGGUCACCGUGAAAAGCAGAGAGCCUGCACGUGUCCAGACAUUUGCUCCUGAAUUCCACCUUGAAGUUGAGGAGACUGAGGUGCAUGAUGUACCCAAGCAGGAGACAUAUAGCUCGGCUGCAGUGCCAACUAAAACAGAAUGUGGCACUGUGACAACAGCUAAAGUGGAAGAAGAGGUGCCUUUUCAGCCAGAGAGGGCUCUUGAACAAACUGGAGUUUCACGGGUUGGUGUGAAGGCUUCACUCAAGCCAACAUUUUCUGAAAAGCAAGUGGAGCAGAAGGUGGAUGUUCCUCAUGAAAAUACAGAAAGUUCACUGGUUUGUGAGAAGGCCUUACUCAAGUCAACCAUUCAUGGAAAACAACAACUGGAGCAGAAUGAGAAGGUUCAUCAAGAACAGACAGAAUGUGCACAGUUAGGUGAGAAGGCCUCACUCAAAUCAACAGUUCCAAGAGAGCAACAAGAAGAGAAAAAGGAGGAAUUUCAUCAAGAACCUCAGCUCUGCACCAAAAAUCUUGUCAAAAAGGAUUCCGAGACUAAGUCAUCACAUAAAAAGACAGCAGAGAGGGUGAUGACUGUGCCAAAACAUAAUGAGAGCAAGCUAGAAACUGAACCAGCAAUCAAGAAAAACCAAACUAAGACAGUUGAGAAGAUUUUGGAGCCUGACCCUGUGAAGAACUGUGCUGCUUCUAGUCCACAGACAACAGCCCAUGUUGAAGGAGAAAAUGCAACAACAGGACCUCUGAGAAAAGCUGAGUCACUACUGAUCAUUGAUGACAGUCCACCACUUCCAGCCCCAUUCGAGCAUCGCAUCGUCAGUGCCAAGCAGGUUCCCAUGAGUUCAUAUUAUGCAGUCAACCCCAAUGCACUGCUGGGCGGAGGCCGUUUUGGACAGGUACAUAAGUGUGCUGAGUUGUCAUCGGGUCUUACGCUGGCUGCCAAGAUUAUAAAAGUACGGGGAAUGAAAGAGAAGGAUGAAGUGAAAAAUGAGAUUGGAGUUAUGAACCAGUUAAACCAUGUGAAUCUGAUUCAGCUGUAUGAUGCUUUUGAGUCUCGGACUAACCUCACUCUCAUCAUGGAAUAUGUGGAGGGUGGUGAAUUGUUUGAACGAAUUGUUGAUGAGAAUUACCAGCUGACGGAGCUGGAUGCCAUCGUGUUUACCAGGCAGAUUUGUGAGGGGGUACAGUACCUUCACCAGCAGUACAUUCUCCAUUUAGAUCUUAAGCCAGAAAACAUAUUAUGUGUGAACAGCACUGGGAAUCAGAUCAAGAUCAUUGACUUUGGACUUGCCAGAAAGUACCGGCCCAGAGAAAAGCUGAAGGUCAACUUUGGAACCCCAGAGUUCCUGGCACCAGAAGUUGUCAACUAUGACUUUGUGUCAUUUCCAACAGAUAUGUGGAGCAUUGGUGUCAUCAUAUACAUGCUUUUGAGUGGCCUUUCUCCAUUCCUGGGUGACAACGACACAGAGACAAUGAACAACAUACUGCAUGCCCAAUGGGACUUUGACGCCGAAGCAUUCGAGAAUGUAUCCGAAGAAGCCAAAGACUUCAUCUCCAGACUUCUUGUACCUGCCAAAUGUAGCCGUCUGAGUGCAUCAGGUUGUAUGAAGCAUAACUGGUUGAAUAACCUGGAGGACAAGGCCAAGAUGUACAAAGUUCGCCUCAAGUCUCAGCUGAGGCUGCAGCGUUACCUUGCUGCUCACCGUCAAUGGAAGAAACACUUCUAUGCAGUUGCAGCAGCUAACAGAUUGAAGAGAUUUCAACAGAACAGAUCAAUCAGUAUGCCAAAUUAGCAAGCUAUUAAGCUAGAGGACAGUGUCAGUAGCUUGACUCCAUUUCUGCAGAGGCUUCAAAUACAUCACAACAUCACACACUGGGAAAGGAUCCUGUUAUUUGUCUGAGUUUCUGUUGGAAAGAAUUUGUAGAGUAUUGUAUCUUGCCUUGUUUUAAGCCAGUGUCAGAUUAUAUAUUUUUUGCUGCAUACGUAUCUUUAAAAAUGGUCACAUUCUCUUAAGGUGCCUUGUUUGGAACACCAUUGCAUUUAAUUAACACUUCAUUAUCAUGCUUUCACACCAUGAGUGUAUGGCAUGGAUUGCAGGGUUUGCUUUGGAAUCACAUGAAAAAGCUUUUGUCCCUUCUGUGAAGGUGUUAAUCUUGGGCUUUACUGCCUUGUCCUAGUAUUUGAUGAAUUUGAGUAUUUGAUGUUUUUCAUAUAUUUUGAAAGUAUUAUAUAUUAGUACAAACAUACUGUAGCAGCAGAAUUUGAUAUAGAGACACAGCGAUCAUCUUACACUGCUGACCUUUGUUGAGCAUUUUAGUUUAGACAAAAAAACUAAAAAAUUAACAAAAUAAGAGACUGACUAGUGUGGUAUCUUUUUUUUUUUUUUUUUAAUUCUCAUUUAAAACAACUUCACUGCUUGUUCCAGAAUUUUUUAAUAUUAUUACUGUCACAGAAUUUAUUGCAUUGCUCUUCAUUUGCAUUUUGUAGCAUUAAUGACAAGUUGUACACAUUCAUAUGGUGACAGCAUAAUCACAAAUAUAUGCACUAAGGUGGUUCUGCUCUUGGCAUUGUAACUGGCAAUAUAAGGGCACAGAAAUAAGGAUGCUUUAUAGGGCAGUUUUGUUUUGCUAUUUCUCUGAGUUUGUUUGUAGAGCGUGUUUGUGUAGCAACCUUUUUCCAAGUGCAAUAUUGAUUGUCACAAACAUCUGAACUUUGCUUCUGUAGGAAAUGCUAUUAUUAAAGAUAAAUGUACCCUAA